UAAUUUCAUGCCCUCACUCUCUCUCUAUUUCUCUCUAGCUGUUUGGUUCUUGCAGGCCAUUUCUUCGCUGUUAUCGGGUGUGCUUCCGUUUUAAGCAUUUCCGCCCUCCGAGAACAGAGAAAACCCUAAGAUCGACCUGAAAAGAAGAGAUUUUUGAUGGUCUGGUCCGUCGUUCACCUAUGGAGUUCGAAACCCUAACCAUCGCUUCUCCACAGCGGCAGCUCGCCAUGUGCUCUCUCAGGGGAUUAUUUUUCACUGCGAAGAUUGUUCAUUUCAUUAUGGUUCUUUCAUGUACCUUCUUUUGGUUCACUGCAUGUGGGCCGUGCUCCCUCAAUGGAAUGAAAAGCUCGACCAAAUAUGAUGCGUGUGGGGCCUACAAUGAUAAUCAUGUUUCUGUUUUGCAAGAUGUUAUCACUGGUGAUCCUAGUACAGGCUAUGUUCCGGGAAGUCCAAUGACACCUGCCAGUGUUGACAGUUUCUGUACCGAUUCUCGUUCAUUCUGCUUCCAUUCGACAAUGCCGGGUUUUCUGAAUAAAAACUGUAAGUUCAAAGCAGCUGCUUCAGAAAUUUAUGGUAGUAACGAUACUGAUCCAUUGUCUUUGGGAUCAACUCAUAGUAGUGGAUGGGCGAGUAACAGAAGUUGGUCAACAGACAAUGCUGCAUUUGCGGGGUCAAAUGGCAAAACUAUUUCUUGCUCUCUAAGUUCAAAAAAGGAUCUCUAUGGUUUAGCAUUUACACAAACUGAUGGAGUUGAUCGACAUGAGCUUUCUACAUGUGAGGGACCCUUGCAAAAUCCAAAGAGCAUGACUAGGCUUAGGAAGGACUCUGAGCAUACCAACACAGAUAUUCAUGUCGCUUCACCCAGUGUGGACAUAAGCCCUCCUUUAUUGGACUGGGGAGAAAAAAAUUUAUACUAUCCUUCUGUAGCAUUUUUGACAGUGAAAAAUAUCCAUAACGACAGCAUUUUACAUAUUUAUGAGCCAUUCAGUACCAACAUACAAUUUUAUCCUUGCAAUUUUAGUGAAGCUAUCUUAGAGCCUGGUGAAGUAGCUUCAAUAUGUUUUGUCUUUCUACCUAGAUUUCUGGGCAUGUCCUCAAGUCAUCUGAUUCUGCAGACUAGCUGUGGUGGUUUUCUGGUCCUUGCUAAAGGCUUUGCAAUUGAGUCACCUUACGAGAUUCAGCCUUUAUUAAGCAUUGAUGUCCUUCCUGAUGGGAGAUUGAGAAAGAACUUGUCUUUAUUUAAUCCUUUCAAUGAAACCCUAUUUGUGAAGGAAGUCACUGCUAGGUUAUCAGUUUAUCAGGGGAAUACUUCCCAUCUCACUGAGACAACAUGUAGUAUAGAUAAACUUCAGGAAUCCAAUGAGCUUCUUUUGCCGAGUAUUAGAGAUUGGCUUGUUUUGAAGAAAGGUCAAGGUGGUUUUCCAUUGAUGGCUAUAAGACCUCACGAAAACUGGGAGUUUAUCGCUCACAAAAGUGGAAUUGUCUUAGAGGUAGACCUCUCAUAUGAAUCUGAAGGGAAGAUUAUCGGCGCUAUUUGUAUGAAAUUGGUAAGGUCUUCACAGGAUCAGUCAGAUACUGUUGUGGUUCCUAUUGAGGUCAACCUAAAUGGCAAAGCGCCCAACGAUGAUAUUGAAGAAUCUCUUUCAGUUUAUCUUGAGGCUGUCGUGCCAUGUGACGCAACUGGAACUGUUGUUUCCAUCUCUCUGAAAAAUGGUGGCCCUGAUAUGUUGAGUGUUCUCAAAGUUAGUGGUAUUGCAACUGCAAAAGAUUUCCAGAUCAAGUAUGUGGAGGGUUUACUUCUUUUCCCUGGCACUGCUACACAAGUUGCUGUCAUUAAUUGUACAGAGUUGGCUGUAGAAUUAAUUGAGCGUCCUCUUGAAUUUUCAAAGACAGAUACGAAUUGUAAGUUACUUAUACUGACAAAUGACUCGAGUAGUUCCGAGACUGUCAUUCCUUGUCGGGACAUAAUCUAUGUCUGUUCAAGGCAUCAAAAUGAUUCAUCCUUUGGGCACAGAUAUCUGUCUAGAGAGGUUGGGCCUGGAAACAUGAGGACAGGGUCUUUAGAGAACAGCUUAAUGGUGCCAUCACCGAUAAAGGCACUGGAGACUGUGGAAGCAGAUGAAUCAGUACUGGGAAACUGGAAAUCUCAAGGAACCACAACUGGAAUGUCUGUGCUUGAUGAUCAUGAGAUACUUUUCCCAAUGGUUCAGGUUGGAACUCAUGGCGGUAAGUGGAUCAACGUGAAUAAUCCCAGCCAUCAGCCUGUUGUCAUGCAGCUUAUUCUUAACUCAGGAGGAGAGAUUGUUGACGAAUGCAAUGUCCUAGAAGGUUCUAUACAGUCCCCCUCAUCAGGUGGCAUAAUUCGCCGUGGUUAUACUGCGCAGAAAAAAUAUGGAUUCUCAAUAGGGGAGAGUGCUCUAACUGAGGCCUUUGUUCAUCCUCAUGGCAUUGCAUCUUUUGGGCCGAUAUUCUUUCACCCUUCAGAUCGAUGUAGGUGGAGAAGUUCAGUCCUGAUAAGGAACAAUCUUUCUGGUGUGGAAUGGUUAUCUUUGAGAGGAUAUGGGGGGUCAGUUUCGCUAACCCUACUUGAGGGGUCAGAGCCCGUUCAGAGCGUAGAAUUUAACAUGAAGUUACCAACUCCUCUCAAUAUCUCCCCUCCAGACAUCUUAUUUCAUGUGUCUGAGAUGUCUUAUGCCUGCUCACAGCCAUUGACGAAAGAGCUGUUUGCCAAGAAUACCGGUGACCUCCCCCUGGAGGUGAAAAGUAUAAAAGUUUCAGGGACAGAGUGCUGGUUUGAUGGGUUUUUGGUGCAUACUUGCAAAGGUUUUUUUCUUGAUCCUGGAGAGUCAGUAAAGCUUCUGAUAACGUACCGAACUGACUUCUCGGCAGUUAUGGUACGAAGAGAUCUUGAACUUGCUCUUGCUAGUGGAUAUCUUGUGAUACCCAUGAAGGCGAGCCUUCCUUUUCAUACUCUCAAUCUCUGUAAGAAAUCAGUAUUUUGGAUGCGACUGAGGAAAUUCUCCGUAGCAGUCCUUAUUGCUGUUUCCUUUAUGUUUCUGGUAUUUUGUUGCGUAUAUCCCCAAGUGACAGUCUUCAGCUCGCAGGAUUACUUGUACAGGAGUGAGAAAAGGUCCAUCACUUCUAAGAGGAGUGACCAUAGAAACAAUAAGUUUCCCGCAUCCAUUAGCAGGGAUUGUUUGUUUAGGUCAGUUCAGGAAUACCAAAUCAUGAAGCAGACAUCGGUUUGUAAAUAUCUUUUUGGUCAAGGGGGAGUUGUUAAAGAGGGUAUGGCUGCUCAUCAUGAGAAACCAAUUUUGGAAAAUCACAGGAAUAUUUUCUUGGAGGCUGAGAAGGACAAAGCAUUUCCAUCUCCGCAGAAGGACCCUGCAGCUCUCGAGAAUUCUGUUCCAGUGGAUGCUUCCCAUACUGGCAACCUUGUGAUUAGGAUUGGGAAAGAAAAAAGAAAGCGAAGGAAGAGAAAAGGCGUUGUUGGUACUGGUUUAAUUGGUCAAAUUGAAGUUUCAAGCAGUCACAGUGGGAAUUCUACACCUUCAUCCCCCUUAUCGCCUGUCAUAUCCGUGACACCUAGCCGUGCACAUUCACUGUCUCCUGAUGUGGAUCCUGUUGGGACUAAGAAUCACUUUACUAAAGUUAUUGACCAACACAGUGAGAAGAGUCAAAUUUCUGAACCAACUGCAAAAGCAACUGUAUUCAAGCAAAGCAUUUCUUCCAACUGUUGCAGUGACAAAUCAUUCGCUUCAACUACAGGGCAUCCUUCAUCUCUUAGGGAAACUGUUAGCAAACCUGUUUUGCUGCCUUCUGCUACUUUUCCUGGUUCUAGCAGGGCUGCUCCUAUUAUCCCAUGUUCAUCUCCUUUGUCUUCAAAAUCGGCACUUGCUCCUCAUGCUCGUGCUCCAGGUCCCAAACUCUGCAAUCAGAAAACUAUGAAAGUAGAAGAGAAAGUAGGGGAUGAAUAUGAAUAUAAUAUCUGGGAUGACCAUCUCUCUAGACUCCAUUUCAUGGGUGUUUCGAAGAACAUAACAACCAUGAGUGUCGGGGCUAGAGAAGAGAACUCCUAUAGCUUCUUUGUAAGAGGUCCUGAAGCCUUCAUUACAAAGCCUCAGCAAAAAUAUGUAAGUUGUUUCAAACAAGAGGGUUAAUGAAAAUGACCAAAUAAGUUAAAAAUAAUCUUCUGCCUCUGUCUCUUUAACUUGCUCUUUCAAAAUUCCCAUACACAUGAAAACGACGUGAAAAUCAUAGAACAAUGCAUGUGCAUGCAUUGUUCUAUGAUUAACGCUUAUGAUAUGUUAAUGCUUCUAGAUCUUGGUCUGUA
Messenger RNA from Tripterygium wilfordii, 4333 nucleotides. RefSeq lists its product as uncharacterized. Bases 180 to 4160 code for a protein of 1326 amino acids. Gene Ontology annotation, cellular component: membrane. The record is from RefSeq and is a predicted model, not a curated record. The transcript has 3 exons. Lineage: Eukaryota; Viridiplantae; Streptophyta; Magnoliopsida; Celastrales; Celastraceae.